This is a messenger RNA of Mizuhopecten yessoensis (Yesso scallop), 5144 nucleotides long. Its product is annotated as fatty acid desaturase 2-like. Gene Ontology annotation, biological process: lipid metabolic process. Gene Ontology annotation, molecular function: oxidoreductase activity, acting on paired donors, with oxidation of a pair of donors resulting in the reduction of molecular oxygen to two molecules of water. Lineage: Eukaryota; Metazoa; Mollusca; Bivalvia; Pectinida; Pectinidae. The record is from RefSeq and is a predicted model, not a curated record. Gene Ontology annotation, cellular component: membrane. The coding region runs from base 93 to 1403 and encodes 436 amino acids. The transcript is spliced from 10 exons.
CUGGACCGGCACAGGGAUCCCUGGUUGCGAAGAGGGUUGUGUAAGUCGGCACAUAGGAGAAACUCCUCUGCGUUUUAUAUAUCUUACACAGGAUGGGGAAAGGAGGAAAGGCAUCCGAAAAUGGUUCCGUGCUUCCAUCUCCGAAGUACGUCACCAUGGACGACGUACGGGAACACAAUACGAAGGGAGACAGCUGGUUGAUGAUUGAUGGGAAAGUUUAUGACAUAAGUCGAUGGGGAGGUAAACAUCCCGGAGGAGCAAAAAUCCUGAACCACUAUGCGGGAGAGGAUGCUACGGAUGCUUGGAAAUCCUUUCACAAUGAUAAAGAGUUUGUGAAGAAGUUUAUGAAAAGUUUAUACGUGGGAGACGUCAAGGAUAAAGAGGAGUCUGAACUUCAAGCUGACUUCCGUGAACUGAGAAGACAUGUCGAAGAUAGUGAUCUGUUGAAGACAAAACCUUGGUUUUUCUGCCUACAAUUAGGACAUAUAAUCUUGAUGGAGGUCGUGGCUUACUGUCUCAUGUCUUAUAUGGGAGCCACUCCCCUUUCCUUUGUUCUUGGGGCAAUGAUCCUUGCUGUUGCACAGUCUCAAGCUGGCUGGACACAACAUGAUUAUGGCCACAUGUCUGUUUUUCCUAGUCACAAGAUUAACCACAUCUUCCAUCAUCUAGUCAUCGGCCACAUAAAGGGUGCCUCUUCCCAUUGGUGGAACUUCCGUCACUUCCAGCACCAUGCCAAGCCUAAUGUAUUGAGUAAGGACCCAGAUGUUGAUGUACCCUAUCUGUUUCUCCUGGGGGACUAUGUUCCCAAGUCAUGGGCACUGAAGAAGAAAGGAUUCAUGCCGUACCAACUGCAGCAUAGUUACUGGUUUCUAAUCGGACCUCCACUGCUUCUUCCCAUCUAUUUCCACAUUGAGAAUGUUAUGUUCGUCCUCAAGCGUAAAGAUUGGGUGGACCUCGGUGUGACACUGACAUUCUUCGUGCGCUGGUUCUAUUUUUACGGCCCGUUAUUCGGGGGAUGGGAGGCAUUUGGCCUGUAUAUGUUUGUGAGGUUCCUAGAAAGUCAUUGGUUUACAUGGGUCACCCAGAUGAGCCACAUUCCAAUGAAGAUUGCCCGUGAUGACAAACAGGACUGGUUCUCUCUGCAGCUUGCCACGACAUGUAAUGUGGAGCCUGGAUAUUUCAACGACUGGUUCACUGGUCACCUUAACUACCAAGUAGAACACCAUCUUUUUCCCACCAUGCCAAGACACAACCUACACAAGAUUGUUCCACAGGUGCGGGCGAUCUGUAAGAAACACAACAUACCAUACCGAUGUAAAAGUCUGUACGGGGCGUUUGCUGACAUUGUACACUCCCUGAAGAAGUCCGGUGAUAUAUGGUACGAAGCCCGAUAUGAAGGAUAGACUGUUUUUAUUCUUCUUGCUGUGAUGAAAAAAUUCUCUGUUGCCUUACAAUCAGUCAAACAUGUGAUUUUCUAUUUAUUCAUUGAAUUUGACUUUUUGCCAUUAAGGAGGAUAUUGCUAUAUCUAUUUUCAUAUUUGCAACAGAAAUACUUUCCAUGAUGCAUAAAACAGAGCUGAAAGGUACAUUUUACAUGAUUAUAUUGUGAAAUCGAGUAACUAUUGGUUCUCAUUAGAAACUUUUUUGACACAAAAAGCCCCCCCAAAAAAAAUUUGAAGAUAAGUCAGUUUAACCAAUUAAAUUCUGGAUAAUGCAGUGUUAGCAUACCUGUUCUUUCUGGAAACCUCUCUCAACUGUAAAAGGAUACUGGUAAAUGUAUUUAAUUAUCUUCUAAUUUGAUAACUCUGUGAUGUUGUUAGAAAUGUGUAAAAUAAGAAAAAUAUCUACAGUUAUGCCCCUUUUACCAAGGAUACUAUAUAUUUGAUCACUUUUGUUGAUCAAUUAAAUUGUCAUUAUAAGCAUGCCUUAGCAUUUGAUAUUGUUAAUAGACGAAAUGCAAGAAAGCAAGAUGUAAUGAAUGUCUUUCAUCCAAAGGCAUUUUUUAAAGUUUGACAUUUUUUAUUGAGUAUCAUGUUAGGUCACAUGUUAUGAUUUUUAUGAUUCAAUUUGAGCUGGAAAAGUUUUGUUAUUUGAUGUGUCAUUUUUUCAGAAAAAAUAAUUUCAAAUAAUAUGACAAUUUAUGCGUAUGUUUGUGAGUGUUUUUUUUUUUCAAAUUAUUAAUAGAAAUGUUUGACUUGGCUGUUAAAGUCCAAAUAUGAACUGUGAUGAGAAAAUUAGGUUUAUCAGAAUAUCACGACAAAAUUGUUAUACAGGCAUACAUGUACCGUAUUUACAAUAUUAUUAUUUAAUAUUGUUGCAUAAAUGUGUAAAAUAAUCCUCAUACAAGUCUUUUCCUCCUGCUGGAAGAUCUUUUCUAGUCUCAUCAAGUGUACUACAGUAUAAUCAUUACAUUUCUCUCUUUUUGUAUACCUAUACAUUUUGUAUAUAUAUUAUCACAUGACAUUAUACUCCCGGUAUUUGUUUGUAAAGUAGUUGCAUGCAUAAUUACUUAAAGCAUUAAUAAGUGUCUUGAAAUACUUACAAAUUAUAUUCUUCUGGAACUUAAUUCAAAUUUUUUGUCCGAUAUUAAUUUCUGAAGCAACUUAAGGGUAUAUGCUACCUUACCAAUACUACCAAAUGAUUUGUGUAAGUUAUCUCCCUUGAUAUAUUUUUACUACCUGGUUAUCUCCCUUGAUCUAUUUUUACUACCUGGUUAUCUCCCUUGAUAUAUUUUGACUACCUGGUAAUAUUGUGAAAUAAAUGAAUGAAAACAAGCUGUACAUUCUUGUGUAGUUUGAAUGUUAUACCAUCAUGAAUUGAUAAUGAUAUAUUUUUUUUUUUUUUUUUUCGGUAUGGACUCUUUUUGGAAAGAAAAUGCAUAUUAAAACAAGCAUUUUCGUUGCUAAAUGAUUAACCAAAGUUACUUGCCUAUGCAUGUACUCAAUAGGAAUGUUUGUUUAUGUAAUUAUAUAUAUAUAAUUUAUUAUUUAUUAAAAGUGGCAUGACUAAGUAGGCUUUUUUGUGUAAUAUCAAAUAUUGUGAUAUUAUUGUAUACAAUAUCUGUAAAUUAGAUUAAAAUUCUGGUCAUAGAAGAUACUCUUUUGUUUCUAUAUAUUGAACAACUUAAUGUUACAUUAUUGUGUUGUAUAUAAAGUAAUCUAUCAACGUAGUGUUAUUUGCCGCAUUAUAUCACAUCAUCUGACUUUUGAUUAGUGAAAUAAUAUCAAUUCAGUAUGUUACACCUGAAAUAACAUAGUGACACCACACUAAGCUGUAAAAUGAUAUCAUGAAUUAAUACUGAAUUGCAAAAAAUGGCAUAAUUUUUCUGGGUUUUUUUUUCGCUACCUAUUAUUUGUAGCCAAAUAUGUUGUUUUACAUAGAUUUGUAAAUUAUUUGAUAAAAAAAACACUAAAAAUUGUUGCCCUUCAGUUUGAGUUUUUUUUUACAAGCUGAGCUUGCUCAUAAAAGUCCCAUAUCCUGGAAACUGGUUUGAUACGUCCUCUGUACGUAUAUAUGACAAGAAUUCCAAGGUCGUAUCAUGUUUGACAGGAGCUACAUUGUAUAUGAUAAUAUGUAAGCCAGACAUUUUUCACUUGUUAAGAUGUUUAUCUUCAAUAAUACUUUUAAUACAAUAACUGUAUAGCGUUAUACAAAGAAUGUACAUACCAGUAUAUUUUGAUAUAAAAGAUUUUUUUUAUCUAUUUUUCUCCAAACAGCUGUCCUUUUUGUGAAUCUUACUAUUUUGUAACUAUUUUCUUAUAGUCAAGAUCUUCUCAUGAAGAUCAUAUGUGCUUCAUGUAUAUACAAGAAAUAUUUUUCAUCUGAAUGAAACUUAUUGUUAUAUCUACUUUAGAAAAAAAAAGAUAAAAAGAUGUGGAGAUUACCAGCAUUUUAUGCCUAAGUGCAUAAAUUCAAUUAAACGCCUCAGUACAUAAAUUCAAUUAAACGCCUUGGUGCAUAAAUUCAAUUAAACCUCAAUAAUGCUAACUUUGGAAUAUUAAAAAUCUCCAAUUUUUUCCUUUUCAUGUGAUAUAGAAUAUUGUGUUGUAACACAAUAUAUAAUUCUGUAUUGUAUUGUAUGUUUACUUCUGAUGACUUAUAUGAAUUGAAACUCUAAUAAGUAUGGAAUAUUUUGGCACCAUCUGAUAAAAUGGUAACAUGAUUUGGUUGUAUUUUUAACUCUUUUACCCCUGAAGACACAUUUGAACUCUUCCAAUUCAAAGGUUGGAAUAGUUCAUUAUGAAAUUUAAGGGGUGGAUAAGUUAAAAAGAAAUAAUUCUCUUUAUUUUAUACUUAUGUUUUAGUUUAAAGAUUAAACUGUAACUGACCUGAUCCUCAAAUUUUGAGAUAUUUUUUCAUAUACAAAUUUUUUAUACUGAUUUAGGAUUUUUGGAGAAAAUGAUGCCUUGGUGUAAUUUAGAUUUCUAUCUCUGAAAUUUCGCAUUUAUGCACUAAUUUGUUUUUGAGGUAUAGAAAACAAACACAUAAUUAUUAUGAUGCUGAUGUUAAGGAGAAUUAAUUUGGACUGUUACUACAAAUGAUAAUGUUUCUUGGUUUAUUUUAUGAUUUAAACAAUCAAGAAAUAUUUUAAGUUGAAAUAUUCCAUUUUUGGUCCAUCAGUUUCACAAUUUAAUCCACAGAUAUUGAUAGAUGAGGAUUUUUUUUAUCAAAUGUUAUGUUACCAAGAGGUCAAGGGUGGGGUUAGCACUUUUCACCAUUUCUCAGAUUUUGAAGCAAGUUGAAGUGAUAUUGCACAUUUUUCUUAAAUUGUUCGAAAAUAUUCAACCAUUUGCGUAACAUUUUAUUUUAGAAAUUCGAGAAUUCUUGAGGCUAUUUAUAGCAGUUUAUCCUCCUUUGUCCAUUGGUUACAAGUCUGAGAACCGGUGAGAUAUUUGUUGAAACAGUGGCAAUUUUGAUAUUUGAUCAGUGUUUAUGUACAGGCUCAGAGAAAUAGAAAACAAUAGAAGCAUAAUCAAAGUGGUGACUGUCUGAGAUUACUCUGUUGUGUGCUAUGCAAUAAUACUGUAUAAUAAGGUUUGUAUGGAGUUGAUACUUCAACAACUCCGGUGUAAUUCUUAGUUUUUUCAUUUUCAUAAACAUAUAUUCUAAAUUUUCUCAAUUUAUUUUGCAAUACAUUUUUACGA